AUGGAGCUGCUGGAAGAGUUUGAGGCUCUGCAGGAUGAGCUGAAAGUGACGCAGGGUGAGAACGAGACAUUUUUGACGGAGCUGCGGGAGCUGCGAAGGAAGUUGGCGCAGGGCAAUGGUACGAAUAGUACUCAAAAGGCGCCGUUGGAUCCUCAGCAUGGAUCUCUCACGCUGCCGGAGGCAGUGGCGCGUAUUGCGGAACUCGAGGGCGGGACAAUGCGACUCUCCGAGGAGUUGUGUGAGACGAAGAAGCAACUUAUUGCGGCCAAGCAUCAAGCUAAUCCCAAGGAGACCACUCGUCUGCAGGUGCUGGAGGGACAACAACUUUCUUACCUUCGCUGCGCAGUCGUGAAAUUGCUCUGUGCGAAGGAAGGCGGAAGUGUGGGACGAGGUCUCUUUCCAGUGCUUAGCACACUCUUGCAGUUUAGUCAAGACGACCUGCAUCAGAUAUAUUCUGCUCACUCAGAUUGGGUAAAGCGGAGAUUUUGA
Trypanosoma rangeli is the source of this 489-nucleotide messenger RNA. RefSeq lists its product as uncharacterized. The transcript has a single exon. The record is from RefSeq and is a predicted model, not a curated record. NCBI's taxonomy places the organism in Eukaryota, Euglenozoa, Kinetoplastea, Trypanosomatida, Trypanosomatidae. The coding region runs from base 1 to 489 and encodes 162 amino acids.